Molecule: messenger RNA, 696 nt
Organism: Exserohilum turcica Et28A
Lineage: Eukaryota; Fungi; Ascomycota; Dothideomycetes; Pleosporales; Pleosporaceae
Product: carbohydrate esterase family 5 protein
Exons: 4
Coding region: 1-696 (231 amino acids)
Molecular function (GO): hydrolase activity
Source: RefSeq, a predicted model, not a curated record
AUGUACUCCCUCUUUAUUAGUACUCCUUUGCUGGCUCUCGCCUUCCUCCCAUUUUGCUCUGCCCAAGAGCAAUGUCCCGAGAUUCCAGAGAAUGAUGUCGAGAUGGGACAGCCUGUGCCAGUCGUACCGAGCGAUAUUCCCAAAGGAUGUUCCGAUUUUGAAAUUCUGGUUGAUACGCCAGCUCGAGGAACCAGCGAGCCCAGUUUCCCUAAAUUCGGCGUCAUCGUUGGCGACCCUGUUGUGAGCAAUGUCUCAGCACAAUUGCCUGGAGUGCACGGCUAUCCUGUCCAGUAUCCGGCUAGUUCUCAGAUCAUCUCUGGCGGAAGACAAGGUACGCAGGACAUUGUUCAGCGGUUGACUUCCCAGUCUUCUGCCUGUCCCAACCAGACUUUCUCUCUAGUCGGGUACUCGCAAGGCGCAAGUAUCAUGCACCGAGCCGCAGCUCAACUCCCUACAUCUUUGUUUCCCAAGAUCAAAUCGGUUGUGAUGUUCGGCGACCCUAAUCUCAGGCUGGGUGAAGUGGGAGACGAGUUCCCAGAGGGGCUGCAAGCAAAGGUGUUACAGGUUUGUGCGAAGGGCGAUCCUGUUUGCGACUCUGGAUCCUGCCAGUACUACCAUUUGACUUAUGUUCUUCCUCAAUACAUGGAGGGUGCUGUGAUGUUCAUUGUCAGGGCUUUCAAAGGAGAACGCCUCUAG